Molecule: messenger RNA, 633 nt
Organism: Protopolystoma xenopodis
Lineage: Eukaryota; Metazoa; Platyhelminthes; Monogenea; Polystomatidea; Polystomatidae
Source: the annotation of a GenBank genome assembly
GAGAUUGAGGCGCUCAAGUUGUUGGCCCAACAACUGGGGGGUAUCGAUCUUCAUCUGGGGGACGAAAAUCAGUUGCGUCGGCUGAUGCAAGAUGAAAAACUUCGGUCGACCGAAACUAUUCGGCUCAAAAAGCUGCAUUUGGAUCUGUUGAAGCAGGAUUUGGCCAUGGAGGCUAUGUAUGAUGAAGAUUUUACGCGGUCUGCGAUGGUGAUGCAGUGGGGUCAGUUCCUGGACCAUGAUCUGGAUUUUACACCGGUUGAUGCCUCAAUUAGUCGAUUUAGCGACGGCUUAGGCUGCAAUGAGACAUGCGUCAACGACCCGCCCUGCUUCCCUAUCCUAGUGCCCCCGGGCGACCCGCGCAUUCGGUAUCGUUGUAUCGGCUUUUCCAGGUCCAGCGCCACCUGCGGCUCAGGAUCCACCUCCAUUCUACUAGGUCGGCCGCACCAUCGUGAGCAGUUGAACCAAAUAACAGCAUUUAUCGAUGCCUCCAAUGUGUAUGGCAGUGACGAGUUUGAUGCAAACCAAUUGCGUGAUCUCGUUUAUGAUGAAGGCAAAUUACGUGUUGGCAUGCCAACCGCCUUUAAUAAACCUCUACUGCCAUUCAACAUACGUGGCCAAGUAAGCACGAUGUAA